AUGAACAACAAUAACCAAAUUGUAAACAAUAUUCCUAAUACUACUGACGAACCAGUAAUUACUAAUAGUGAGGCCCCUAAUCGCAAAUUUUUUAUCCAAACUUUAGAAACUCAUUUAGCGCCGGAUGAAGUUAAGAAGAUAUUGGCUGAUCUGGAUAAAAAUAAAGAUACUUUUAAUCACCAAACUUCCGGCGAGGUUAACCAAAAAUUAGUUGAAUUAGAAAACAAAAACCAGUUAACUGAACAAGAAAUUAAGGAAAUAGGAGCAAAAUUACAGGAGUGA
Racocetra persica is the source of this 282-nucleotide messenger RNA. The record is from the annotation of a GenBank genome assembly. NCBI's taxonomy places the organism in Eukaryota, Fungi, Glomeromycota, Glomeromycetes, Diversisporales, Gigasporaceae.